AGUACGUAGAAGCUACCUAUAUACGAUAAACAACCGAAUAUUAAUUGACAAGUGAAGCAGCUAAUGAGAAAUCAGACAAUAUUGAGUUAGUGUCGACAGAGUAAAAGUUAUUAUAAAUAUUGGCUCUUAAAAUGAACACUUAAACCGUAACUAAUACUCCAAAGGGGAAUACGACAUCUUCAAUUCCCACUCUCCGAAUGAAUAGUUAUGAUGCUCUGCUACAGUACUUCAGAGAAAAUUGUCUCUCCAUUUUAGAAGAUCCUUUUACGAACCACGUGUUUAUUUGUGGACUAUAAAAAAAUCACCCUCCCAAGUCCCAACAAUAUAUUAAUUACAAAUAAAACUCCUUCACAAAAUAUAUGUAAAUAGCCACAUUCUAGAUUAUUACACUACCACACCACAAAAAGCCAAAAUUGAAGCAUUAUUGCUGACAUGUGUACAUAAAUUGUAACAAUUCAAUGAUAACCAACAUCCACAGUCAUAAGAAUUGACCCCUCUUAAGUUUUGGUAUUUACCAAGAGGUAAACAAACUAAUAAUGUAUUGUUCCAAUAGACCACGCAACUAUAUUAAACUUGGAAGCAUUAUUUUUGGUGGGUCUUAUGAGCCAUAAAUUGAUAUGAGAAUAAUCAAGUAAAGAAGAUUGAAUGGCUGGUAGGCUACCUGGUGUUGGAUUGCCACCAAGGAAAAAAUCACAACUUAACAUCAGACAUGAACACUGUGUUACCUAUAGAGACUCCAAUCUAAGUGAAUCAUUGGAUGCACCAUGGACUUCAAUCACUACUACCUUAGAUGAAAAUGCUUUCAAGGCCAAACAACGCCUUCGCAAGAAGCUUGGUUACUUCUUAUCCUCUUCCGGGUCAAGUGAACAAAAUCCCAAAAAAGAAGGAAAAGAAACUAAAAGCACGUUUGAGAAGAAGGAUGUUGGAUUAGGUAGGAAAUUACUUGAAAGUACAUGGUUAUUGCGUGGAAACAGGUUGAAGAAAGAGAAAAAAGUAUGCGCUGUGUGUCUAGAAGAUUUUCAGCAACAUAAGGAGGUUAUGAACCUUUCUUGCUCCCAUAAGUAUCAUUCUGCAUGUCUUCUCCCUUGGCUUCGAGCAAAUCCUCAUUGUCCUUGUUGUAGAACCAUGGUUGAGCCCUCAUAGUGUUUACUUGUUAAAGGGUCUAUUUGUUUGCAAAUUCGCUUGUAAUUGAGAUUUAUUAAAAAAGAAGUCUCUCAAAUUUUCUUAGAGGAAAUUGGUCAUUUAUUAUGACCAGAGUGCUGACUGUUAGCUUUUUAGUUAGAAGGGAUAUUCAAGCAUAGCUCGCUAAAUAUUCAUUUGAAUAAGUUAUUUAUAAUCAUAUACUAUAUACUACUACUCUAUUUA
This is a messenger RNA of Cicer arietinum (chickpea), 1365 nucleotides long. RefSeq lists its product as uncharacterized. Gene Ontology annotation, biological process: ubiquitin-dependent protein catabolic process. The record is from RefSeq and is a predicted model, not a curated record. Gene Ontology annotation, molecular function: ubiquitin protein ligase activity. NCBI's taxonomy places the organism in Eukaryota, Viridiplantae, Streptophyta, Magnoliopsida, Fabales, Fabaceae.